AAAAAAAACCAAAAAAAAGAAAUCUGAGUCCCCCCGUCCUUUUUUGGCAUCGCGCGGACUUCAAGCAACAGACGAUCAGCCAAUUCAAGCCGAGCGAAAAAAAAUAAAGAGGACUUUUUGUUUGAAGCAAAAGGAAAAAAAAUUCUGAACCUUUUUUCUCCCUCUUGCAACUAUUCCCAAUUCAAACUGAUCCAUUGAACUGUUGAAGGCUUAAUCUAUUGAGUUUCCCCAACUUGUUCACCUUUUGACAUCCGUUUUCGUUCCACCACUUUGAAUUCCGUGGAGCAUUUCCCCCUAUAUUUUGGAAAUCUCUCCCUCCCUCAAAAACUGUGUUUUUUGUUUGUUGUGCCGGUGUUUGGUUCUCGAGCCCAUUAAUCUCCUUUUUACCGUACUGCUUUGGGGACGUAUUUCUUUGACGAACCUACAAACGAAGCAGAGUGAUUGAAGUGAUUUACACACAUAUCUACCUUCUUCUACAAUGCUUUCAUCACCGAUUCAUCUCGACGCGAACUCACAACACCUCUUGUUCGGAACCCAGGCUGCCUCUACCGCUGCACCUUCACUGAGAAAAAUGUCCCAUGGUGCAGGCCCAAACUCAAGACCUCCAUUAUCAACUACAAGUUCCAACUCCUUCAUCCUCGAUGACGAGGACAGACACCACCAGCAUCACACACAGACCAGUUCACGCGACGGGCUGGAGGCCCGCCCAAUGAACAAAUUUGACAUUCCAUACGUUCCGGACCAGAUUUUCAUUGGUGGCCGUAAGUCGCAGUUGGCUGUGGCACAGUCCAACAUCGUCAAGGGACUUGUCAAGGAGAACUUCCCAAGUAUUACUUGCCCAAUCUUGGCCCUCACGACGUUGGGUGAUCAAGUUCAAAAUAAACCGCUCUAUUCGUUUGGAGGAAAGUCGCUCUGGACUAAGGAGCUUGAGAUUCUGCUGCUGGAAGGAAUUGGCGAUUUCCACAAGUUGGACUUGAUUGUGCACUCUUUGAAGGACAUGCCAACGAACCUGCCUGAUGAAUUUGAGCUUGGAUGCGUUGUCAAAAGAGAGGACCCAAGUGACGCUGUUUGUAUGUCAAAGGGUUCCCAAUACACAAAAUUGGAUGAGCUGCCAAAGGGUUCUGUCGUUGGUACUUCAUCUGUUAGAAGAUCUGCACAACUGAAAAGACACUACCCACACUUGGUGUUUGAGAGUGUCCGUGGUAACUUACAGACAAGACUCAGAAAGUUGGAUGAUCCAGAAACGCCUUUCAAAUGUAUUAUCCUUGCAACCGCCGGCUUGGUUAGAAUGGGGCUGGAGCAUAGAAUAACACAACGUUUGGACUCAAACAUCAUGUACCACGCUGUGGGUCAAGGUGCUCUUGGUAUCGAAAUCAGAAAAGGUGACGCCCUUAUGAAGUCGAUUCUCGAAACCAUUGAAGAUAAGAAUGCCACUGUGUGUUGUCUUGCUGAGAGAGCAGUGAUGAGAACUUUGGAAGGUGGAUGUUCUGUUCCAAUCGGAGUUUCUUCAUUCUUCAACGAAGAGACCAAGUUGCUUCGUUUGAAGGCAGUUGUCAUAUCAGUGGAUGGUACUCAAUAUGUUGAGAAUGAAAUUACCAGACCAAUUGAGGAUUACAGAGCUGAUUCCGAGGCUGUUGGUGUUGAGCUCGCUAAUAUGUUGAAAGCACAAGGUGCUAAGGCAAUCCUUGACGAGAUUGACUUUCAAAAGAUUAACGAGAAGGAUGAAUGAAUAACGAAAUUACAGUACAUUAGAUGAAUCUCAACGACUCAACUUUGAAACGCAUUUGCAACGAACUUUUUUUGGACUAAAGUUUAUCAGACAUAUACACACACUUUGUUCAACACGCCACAUCAAGAGGUGAGAACAAAGGUGUCUUACUCUGUUUUCUAUUCGAUCUUGCCUCCACUACUUUGCAUGGUUUGUUACAAGUGCCUGUCUCUCCUUUUGAUGACUCCGUUUCCUUUUUGUUCAAACUUGUACAUAAUGGGAGAGAGGAAAUGGGCAUCACAACAUCGGGACGGCAACCUACGAUAUACCACGAAACCAUAUCAAACAGUGGGCUUUCUUUGUAUACUAGUUUAAUAAGGAAAAAAAGGAUAUUCUCUACUUCAAUCAAGG
This is a messenger RNA of Williopsis jadinii, 2119 nucleotides long. RefSeq names its product hydroxymethylbilane synthase (gene HEM3). Gene Ontology annotation, biological process: heme biosynthetic process. Gene Ontology annotation, molecular function: hydroxymethylbilane synthase activity. The transcript has a single exon. NCBI's taxonomy places the organism in Eukaryota, Fungi, Ascomycota, Saccharomycetes, Phaffomycetales, Wickerhamomycetaceae. Gene Ontology annotation, cellular component: cytoplasm. The record is from RefSeq and is a predicted model, not a curated record. The coding region runs from base 479 to 1729 and encodes 416 amino acids.